GCUGUGCCUGGCACCAUGGUGGGGCAGAGCCCUGGCGAGGGCAGGGCUGCCGUGCUCCUUCAGCCCUUUGUGCACCAGGUGGGCGGCCACACCAGCAUGCUGACCUACGACGAGCACACCAUCUGCAAGCCCCUGGUGUCACAGGAGCUGAGCUUCUACGAGUCCCUGCCCCUGGCCAUGAGGCAGUUCACGCCUCAGUACAAAGGUGUUGUGUCCGUGCACCUCAAGAAGGACAGCCUGGGCAACCUGACCCUGAUUGCCAGCCCCAGCCUGGGCCAGCCGGACAGCGCCGGCGGUGACCCCGCGGUCACCCUGUGGCACAAAUGCAAGUGGAGCCACACCCAGGUCACCAAGACCUUCAGAGACAGCUGCCCUGGGAAGAUGCUUUUGAGGACAGACCUUCAGUACCACACAGAUUCCCUUUUGGAAGAUGCAAAUGGGAAACAGUCAGAAAGGAAGAGCUACAACCCCUGGGGACUGCACUGUCACCUGCAGCACCUGAACCGCAUGUGCUCCAAGCACAACGAGAACAAACUCCAUCAGUUUCUCCUGCUGGAGAACGUGGUGUCCAAGUGCAGCUAUCCCUGCAUCCUGGACCUGAAGAUGGGCACUCGGCAGCACGGGGAUGACGCCUCGGAGGAGAAGAAAGCUCGGCACAUCAAGAAGUGUGAGCAGAGCACCUCGGCAUCGUUGGGCGUGCGCAUCUGUGGGAUGCAGGUUUACCAGGCAGACACCGGCCAUUUCCUGUGCAAAGACAAAUACUAUGGGAGGAAGCUGUCUCCGGAGGGAUUCCGGCAGACCCUGCGGCAGUUCCUGUGCACUGGGAACCAGCUGCGCACGGAUCUGCUGGAGCCCAUCAUCCUGCGCCUCAAGGCUCUGCUGGCCGUGAUCAGGAAGCAAAGCUCCUACAGGUUCUACUCCAGCUCCCUCCUCAUCAUUUACGACGGGCAGGAGCACAAGGAAAGCGCGGAUCAUCAUCUCCCUUUCCCAAAAAGUCACGGCACGAACCCCUCCAGGGUGGAUGUGAGGAUGAUAGACUUUGCCCACACCACCUUCAAAGGUUCCAAGAGCAACCCCAAUUCCACCCUGCACGACGGGCCGGACCACGGUUACAUUUUUGGCCUGGAGAACCUGAUCAAAAUCCUUCAGAGCCUGUCAGAAGGGAAGUGA
Molecule: messenger RNA, 1170 nt
Organism: Cinclus cinclus
Lineage: Eukaryota; Metazoa; Chordata; Aves; Passeriformes; Cinclidae
Gene: IP6K3
Product: inositol hexakisphosphate kinase 3
Exons: 5
Coding region: 16-1170 (384 amino acids)
Biological process (GO): inositol phosphate biosynthetic process; phosphatidylinositol phosphate biosynthetic process
Cellular component (GO): cytoplasm; nucleus
Molecular function (GO): inositol hexakisphosphate kinase activity
Source: RefSeq, a predicted model, not a curated record